AUGAAGUUGCCCAGUGACAUACCAUCGCUGGAGCUGGAGACAAGCAGGAGGGAGCGCUGUCACCAAUGUGGAGGAAGAAAGCGCCAGGAGCACAGAGGGAGGGCACAAUGGGCAGGUGUUCCUUCAGCUAUAGAUUACUGCCAAAUGGGAUUGAGUAAUAAGGAGGGUGUGGAUGACGAGGUGGCAGACCAUACUUGGGUGCCAGAGAUUGUAAAGGAGCUGGUGGAGUAUUCCCGCUUCUGCAACUUUGUGUCCUGUGCUGUACCUUUUUUCGCCAUCCCUGCCCUCGACGUGGAGGUAGCAGGUGAAAGAUAUAAAAUGAAAAUGCCUUAUUUCGCCUGGGUAUAUUUGUUGUGGACAUUGAGUGCAAUAAGUCUCUUCCCUGUCUGUGCUGUAAAUCGCUGCAAGAUCCUUCAGGAAAAAGCUGACUGCAGUCACCUGGAACUGUAUGACAUACCGUCUGACCUCCCUGUUAACAUUAAAGUUCUGGAUCUGUCCCACAAUCGCCUAAAGAAAUUACCAGCAGCCAAUCUCUCCAGAUAUGAGCAGCUUGAACAUCUAGAUGUUGGCUAUAACACUCUCCAUAUUAUUGAGCCAGAAUUAUGUGAACAUCUGCCUUUGUUGAAAAUAUUCAAUCUACAGCAUAAUGAGUUUACCAAGAUUCCAGAGAAAACCUUCUUAUCCUGCACAAACCUUAUAGAACUAUACCUGAAUUCUAAUGGAAUCAGAGAAAUAACUGCAAACCCUUUUAAAAGCCUGAAGAAUUUGAAAAUCCUUCAUAUGUGUUACAACAAGAUGACAUCUAUGGCCCUAGGUGAUACAGAACAGUUAUCAGACCUUACGGAACUUCUGUUUUCUCAUAACUUGAUCAGUGAACUUAAGAAAGAAGCUUUGGUAUUUCUUGGAAACAAUUCUAUACAGCAGCUAGAUCUAUCAUCCAAUCCUGUCAAAGUGAUUCAUCCAGGGUGUUUUCAACCACUGAAAUACCUCAAUACACUUAUAAUGGCUAACAUGACACUGGGACCUAAUUUGAUAGAACAGCUUUGCACAGAACUGGCGGCAACUCAGAUUAAAGUUCUCAUUCUACUCAAUUCUCAACUAUCAAAGAUACACAAUACAACUUUUGAAGGCCUUGCAUCUACAUCUCUUGCAACUCUAGAUAUAUCAAAAAACAGCUUGAUCCAAAUUGAUAAUGAUUCUUUUAUUUAUCUGCAGUCUUUAACGUUUCUCAACCUACAGGACAAUCAAAUCAGUCAUUUAAGCUCAGGGGCAUUUAAAGGCUUGACAAGUGUUAAAUCCUUGAAUUUACAAAAGUUUUUUAGUAGUUCUAAAGACCCUAAAAUUGAUGAUAUGGCAUUCCAGUGGCUCAGAAACCUUGAGCACCUAAAUAUUGAAAAAAAUAAAAAUAUUUACUUUACACCAUUCACUUUUACAGGCUUGACAAGUUUGAAGACAUUAAGCUUGACUGAAUGCUCAUUUCAGUCAUUUACUAAUAAGACAUUUUUAUCACUCUCAAAAUCUCCAUUAAUGUUCCUGAAUCUCACAAAAACUAGCAUAGCCAAGUUAGAAUAUGGGGUCUUUUCUUCUCUGGAACAUCUUGAGAUACUUGAUGUAGGCCUAAACAAGAUGGAGCAAAACUUAAGUGGCUAUGAGUUUCAAGGUCUUAAAAGCAUUAAAACAAUUUAUCUUUCUUACAAUAAGCAUUUGGCCUUAACAAGCACUUCAUUUAGUUUUGUUCCAACCCUUGAAAAGCUGAACCUUAGAAAAACAGCACUGACAUUUAAAGCCGAGGGCACAUCUCCCUUUAGUUGUCUGAGGAACCUCACAUUUUUGGACCUUGGGAACAACAAUAUUGCUAACAUAGCGGAGGAUUUCUUUUCUGAUCUUCAUAGCCUUCGAAUACUCAAUCUACAGCAUAACAACCUUGCUCGACUGUGGAAAAAAGCUAACCCUGGAGGACCUGUUUUAUUUCUGAAAGGUCUUCAGAAUUUGGAAAUACUUGACUUAUUGUCCAAUGGGUUUGAUGAGAUUCCUACUAAAGCUUUCAAAGGUCUUUCAAAUUUAAACAUACUGGAUUUGGGAGAAAAUAAUUUGUAUUUACUGCCACCAUCUCUAUUUGAAGAUCAAGGCUCACUUGAAUCACUGGAUCUUCAUAAGAAUCUGAUAACAUCAGUUGAGCAGGAUACAUUUAAAAAUCUUUUCAACAACCUUAAAAGGUUUAAUAUGUGCCUAAACCCCUUUGACUGUACUUGUGAAAGCAUUGCUUGGUUUUCUAACUGGCUUAAUACAACAAAUACAAGUGUCAUAGGACAGAGCACACAGUAUGUUUGCAAUACACCUAAUAAAUACCAUGGCAUUUUUGUGGAACAAUUUGAUAGCGCUCCCUGCAAGGACACAGCUCCUUUUAAAGCAGUAUUUAUACUCACCUUCUCGGUUACAAGUUGCUUUCUAUUUUUGGUUUUGUUCUUACAUUUUCAAGGCUGGAGAAUACAGUUUUACUGGGAUGUUGUGGUUAACACGAUUCUUGGUUUUAGAGUAAUUGAUCCAGGUCACCAAAACUUUAUGUAUGAUGCUUAUAUCAUUCACGCUAGCAAAGACAUAGAUUGGGUUUACAAAUAUCUGCUUCCAUUUGAAGAAGAUGCUGCUUCUCAGCUUAGGUUCUGCUUUGAGGAAAGAGACUUUGAAGCCGGAUUACCGAUUCCAACGUUAAUAGUCAACAGCAUCAGAAGAAGCAGGAAAAUUAUUUUUGUUAUUUCCCAUGAUUUUCUGAAUGACAAAUGGUGUAGAAGGUUCAAGAUACACCAGGCCCUCCAGCAAGUCAUUGAGCAAAGUCGUGAUUCUAUCAUUCUCUUGUUUGUUGAAGAUAUUGCUGACUACAAACUAAAUCAUAGCCUAAAACUACGAAGAGGAAUGUUCAAGUCCCGCUGUAUUCUACAAUGGCCUGCUCACAAGGAAAGACUAAAUGCUUUCAAACAAAAAUUUAAGAUUGCUUUAGGCUCAACUAACGUGGUAAAUUAAAGAUCAGUCUAAAUAGUCUACGGUAUGGAGGACAA
Messenger RNA from Nanorana parkeri, 3053 nucleotides. RefSeq names its product toll like receptor 3 (gene TLR3). The transcript is spliced from 7 exons. Gene Ontology annotation, cellular component: membrane. The record is from RefSeq and is a predicted model, not a curated record. Gene Ontology annotation, biological process: toll-like receptor signaling pathway; inflammatory response; immune response. Lineage: Eukaryota; Metazoa; Chordata; Amphibia; Anura; Dicroglossidae. Gene Ontology annotation, molecular function: protein binding; transmembrane signaling receptor activity. Bases 1 to 3018 code for a protein of 1005 amino acids.